AUGCCUCUAGGCACUGUCGUAGCCGCGGGUGGUGAGCCGCGUGAUAGAGGGCGUAAGCUUCGCCAUCGACACGGCGGACGAGGUGCGCGCCAUCAGCGUGAGGCGCAUCCGUACUCCUUGUCUUCCCCUUCCCCCUCCCCUGCCUCUACCCUCACAGGUGGUGAGCCGCGUGAUAGAGGGCGUGGGCUUCGGAUUCUACACGGCGGACGAGGUGCGCGCCAUCAGAACCCUCAAUCUCCCUUCCCCUUACACUCCCCUUUUCCCCUUCCUCCUCCCCGCUGCAACUCCGCGACCCCCUCCCUCCUUCCUCCCCCUCAACAGGUGGUGAGCCGCGUGAUAGAGGGCGUGGGGUUCGGAUUCUACACGGCGGACGAGGUGCGCGCCAUCAGUGUGAGGCGCAUCACCAAUCCGCUGCUCUUCGAUGGGCUGCGCAGCCCCGCCGCGGGGGGUCUUUACGACCCCGCACUCGGCCCCGUCGAUAAAUCCGACGUUUGCGUCACCUGCCAGCUGGGGUACUUCCAUUGCCCGGGGCAUUUCGGCCACCUGGAGCUGGCACUUCCAGUGUACCACCCGCUGCUCUUCUCCCUGCUCGUGAAGCUGCUCCGCUGCGUGUGCCUGCGCUGCCACCAUUUGAAGCUGCUCUCCGCUGUGUCGAAGCUGUAUGCGCUGCGGCUGGCGCUCAUCGCCCAGGGGCGGCUGAGGGAGGCGCAGGAGCUGGGGCAGAAAAUGCCGCCCAAGGCCAAGCGCCGAGGCUGGGGCAAGGGGAAUGGGAAAGGAAAGGGAGGAGAAGGGGAAUUAGGAGGAGGAAAAGGAGGAGUGAAGGCUGUAUAUGUGUCUGGGCCAGCGGGGGCAGUAGAUGAUGAGGAGGAGGAUGAGGAGGAGGAGGAGGAGGAGGAGGAGGAGGAGGAGAAAACAGCAGAGGAGAUGGAUAUCGACGGAUCUUGGAAAACCGAGGCUGAGAAGGCUGCUGCUGCAGCAGCAGAAGCAGCGGCUGCUGCCGGGGAAGUCGAGGAGGGGGAUGUGUUGGGGGAAGGGGGAGGGGGAGGGGAGGAGAGGUGGUCGUGGGCGGCAGAGGUGGCGGCAAGGGAGGUGGUGCGGGAGCUGUGGAGUGUGGUGCCGCCCUCCAAGUGCCAGAACUGCUUUGCCAACAACCCCAGCGUCAAGCGGGAGGGCCACAGUAAGAUCUUCAGAAAACCUCUGGCAGUGAAGCCGCAGCACCAGAACGACCUGAACGGAUUCACCUUCCCAGACGUGCUGGCAGAACUGGCAGAAGCCGCAGCUUCCGGGAAGGACCCCGCCGACAUCAGCAUCGGGCCGGACGGCGAACUCCGGAGCUACACCGUGGACGGAAACGGAAGCGGAGAGAAGCGCAUGUUGCUGAGGGACGACGAUGACAGCGACGACGAGAUGGUGGCUGCCGCAGCAGCGAAGCGGAAGCGGGGGAAGGGAGGAGGAGGAGUGGGAGAGGCGGGGACGAGGCGGCCGUUUCUGAUGAAUGUGGCUGAGGUGGAGGAGCAUUUGAGAAGGCUGUGGAUCCGCGAACCCGCCAUCUGCAACGCUCUCUUCGGCUCCUCGGCUCUCUCCUCCUCCUCCCACUCCCACCCCUGCAGUGGCCGCUCCGGCCACUCGGCCUUCCCUGCAGGGAUGUCCCAGUACCAUCAUAAGGUGUACUACGGGCAGCAGCAGGGCGUGGGGCAGCAUGGGGGCGGUGUUGGGGCGGCAACGUGGCCGUCUGCGUUCUUCCUGCGCUGCCUGCUUGUGCCGCCCAACAAGUUCCGCCCUCCCAACCUUAUGAACGAUAUGUUGCUGGAGCACGCUCAGAACGUCUUUCUCACGAAAAUCCUCGAGGCCAACCUCUUCAUCACUCAGAUCGGCCGAGAGGCCGCCGCCGCCUCCGCUGCUGCUGCCGCUGGUAGCGCUGUUACAGGCGCCAACGCUGCCACUGCUGCUGCUGAGGGGGAAGGGGGGGGUCAGCAGCUGGCGAAGCUGGUGUAUACGGCGGGGGUGGAUGGCGGAGGGGGAGCGGCGGCGGAGGGGGCGGAGAUAGGCGCGACGGAAGUGAGGAAGGCGGCGAUUGCGUGGCUGCAGCUGCAGCACCACGUGAACUGCUUCCUGGACAGCAGCCUGAGUGAGUGGUUAUGGGAGGGCGGGCUCAAUGAACUCGCAAAAGGACCCAGCAAACGGCAUACAGCAGCAGCUGGAGAACUAGGAGCGGCUGUUCCAAAUGAAACGGCCCCUUCCAUAACCCCCCUCUUUCCUCUUCCACACCUCUCCAUCCCCAACCUUCACUCAACCCCUUUUGCCGCUCCCGUGCCCUCUCUUUCUCACCUUGUCGCAGGCUCACAAAAGGACCCGGCGAACGGCAUACGGCAGCAGCUGGAGAGGAAGGAGGGGCUGUUUCGAAUGAACAUGAUGGGCAAGCGCGUCAACUACGCCUGCCGCUCCGUCAUCUCGCCCGACCCGUACAUCCAGGUGAACGAGAUCGGAGUGCCGCCCGUUUUCGCCAAGCGACUCACAUAUGCGGAGACCGUGACGGAUUGGAACGUGGAAUAUUUAGCAAGGCUGGUGGAGAACGGGGCGGACGUUCUCCCCGGAGCCACACACGUGGAGGACGAGAGGGGGCAGCUCGUCUCCCUCGCCCACCUCAACCCCGACCGCCGGAGAGCCCUUGCCCGCACGCUGCUCUCCACGCCCUCUGCCGCUGCGCUCGCGGCCAAUCAGCGUGCGACAGGUGUCCACGUGAAGGACGGGGAGGGGAAGAAGGGGGGAGGGGAGGGAGCGGCGGCGGAGGGGAAGGGGAUGCAUGUGCGGCGCGCGAUGGUGAAAUGUGUGUUUCGGCAUAUGAGGGAUGGUGAUGUGGUUCUGGUUAACAGACAGCCCACGCUGCAUCGUCCUGGCAUCAUGGCGCACCGAGUGAAGAUCCUCAAGGGGGAGAAGACCCUCCGCCUGCACUAUGCCAACUGCAAUGUGUACAAUGCGGACUUUGACGGGGAUGAGAUGAAUGUGCAUCUGCCUCAGGACGCCCUGGGGAGAGCAGAAGCGUACUCGAUAGUAGACGCUGACUUACAGUACAUACUGCCCACCAACGGGCUGCCUGCUAGAGGGCUCAUUCAGCAAAGCCCCUCAGCUGUAUCGUACUUGAUAGUAGAUGCUGACUUACAGUACAUAUUGCUCACCGAUGGGCUGCAUGCUAGAGGGUUCAUUCAGGUCCACAUCAUAGCAGCCACGCUACUCACCUCGCCCGGCACAUUGAUCACAUGCACCGUGUUCCAGCACAUUCUCUUCUCCACCUGGCCACUCAGUCACAUGUCUCUCCCCUUCCCUUCCUGCCUACUCCCCCUUCUCCUAUGCCCCUCAUCAGGAUCACAUCAUUGCGGCAAAACUGCUCGCAUCACCAGGAACGCUGCUCAUGCGCACCGAGACCACAUCAUAGCAGCAACUCUCCUCACAUCACCAGGAACGCUGCUCAUGCGCACCGAGUUCCAGCACCUGCUCGUCUCCGCGUGGCCGCUCACAUGUCUCUCCCUUUUCCUUCCUGCCUAUCUCCUUCUUCCACCCCACAACCAGGACCACAUCGUAGCUGCCACGCUUCUAACCUCGCCCGGCACGCUGCUCACGCGCACAGAGACCACAUCAUAG
Messenger RNA from Closterium sp. Naga37s-1, 3639 nucleotides. Lineage: Eukaryota; Viridiplantae; Streptophyta; Zygnematophyceae; Desmidiales; Closteriaceae. The record is from the annotation of a GenBank genome assembly.